Molecule: messenger RNA, 1257 nt
Organism: Ostertagia ostertagi
Lineage: Eukaryota; Metazoa; Nematoda; Chromadorea; Rhabditida; Trichostrongylidae
Source: the annotation of a GenBank genome assembly
AUGCCUCCAGGAGCUACUUCUUCGUUGACCAACUGGCGAUGGGCCGAUGGAACAGUGGUGGCCAGCGAAGAAGCUGACUGGUCCGGGUCCUCCAUUCAACCAUCCAAUCGUCCAGAGGCCAUUGUCUUGGCUCGAGUGGCAGAAUGGAAAUGGAUUCCGUCGGCACAGAACGUCUGGAACUCGUUCCUCUGUCAGAGCAAACCAAAAUCGUGCACGUUUCCUGGAAUCAGCGACGCCGGGCGGGUUUCGUUCACUUCGGCUAACUUCGCAAUUGGAACGAGAGCUGUGUAUUCGUGCGAACUGGGCUAUGAACUUAUCGGCGAUGUUGAGCGGCUGUGCGACGAGACGGCCCGAUGGAGCGGGACCAUUCCAAAAUGUCGAAAGAAGAAAUGCGAGAGCCUUGAGGUUUGGCGUGGUGGUGGAAUCGUACGAUUACUGAAUGAAACGGCUGAGUUUGGCAAUGAGAUCCAGUACGAAUGUCUCAGUGGCUGGAAAUUGGUGGGCGAAGAGAGGAGGAGAUGUCAACACGACGGUUCAUGGAGCGGUACAGCUCCCUAUUGUAAAAGUGGUGGAUUGCGAAGCUCCACCCUCGAUUUCGAAUGGACGAGUUUCCGUGUCGACAACGACAUUCAACUCACAAGCGAACUACACCUGCAUAGAUGGGUAUCGUCUUAUCGGGCACGACAAAGUCACCUGUGCUGCGAAGGGAAUGUGGGAGCCUGCCGUUCCUGUUUGCUACGACAUGGCGACGUUGCGAGAGCUGAGCGGUCCCAACUCGACGGAGAGUCAUGCAGGACUCGCGGCUUUAGGCGUCGUGCUCGCGUUUAUACUUGUCUUCGUCGUGUUUCCGAUUUUCAAAAACAAGCCAAAUCUGUUUCAAUCAGUGAAAAACCUCCACUUCCUGGCGCCACUCCUCCUGGUCUCAUCUAUGUGACGCCAUCGAUGUUGACCAAUCCACAGGACUCUGUAGUCUACUACGCAUCCAGCAUGCCAUUCACGAAAAUGGAGAUCCCUCCACAUUUGCUUUCACUGAAGCAUCUACCGAAUGGUAACAUCGAGGCCACACUCCCAAUUGGGCGUCCAUUUAUUCGACCCCAACUGCCAGUGUUCUCGUCGUCGCCCACGCCGUCUCAGCUGCUCUACUCAUUCGAUUACGAGCCUAUCUAUGACGUUCCUCCAGACGUGCAACGAAGACCAGAGACCGAGCAAGAGGAAAAUAUCUAUGAAAAGCUGCCAGAUGUUAAACCUACUCCAUAA